Oreochromis aureus is the source of this 2155-nucleotide messenger RNA. RefSeq names its product lactate dehydrogenase D (gene ldhd). Gene Ontology annotation, cellular component: mitochondrion. The record is from RefSeq and is a predicted model, not a curated record. Lineage: Eukaryota; Metazoa; Chordata; Actinopteri; Cichliformes; Cichlidae. Gene Ontology annotation, biological process: lactate catabolic process. The coding region runs from base 66 to 1562 and encodes 498 amino acids. Gene Ontology annotation, molecular function: D-lactate dehydrogenase (cytochrome) activity; D-lactate dehydrogenase (NAD+) activity; FAD binding. The transcript is spliced from 11 exons.
UGUUGUCAGCGGCAGUCUGCGUUUGUGUUUCGCCGUCGGUGACCUGUCGGUGACAUUUGCAAACAAUGCUCCUCGGGCUGACUGGAGGGCGGCUGCUGCCGUCUCCUCGGCGCUGCCUCCUGCAUUGUCGCCACAUCAAAUCUGCAGCCACCGCUGCGAGUGGUGUUGGAGACGGCGUGCUCUCUGCAUUUAGGUCCAUAUGUGGCGAGGACGGCGUCUCAUUGGGCGAAGCUGUUAGAGAACAACAUGGCAAAGAUGAGUCUGUACAUAGAUGCCGUCCUCCAGAUGUGGUGGUGUUUCCACGUUGUGUGGAGGAGGUCAGUGCCUUGGCAAAGGUCUGCCACAAGCACCGCCUUCCCAUCAUCCCUUUUGGCACUGGGACUGGCUUGGAGGGAGGGGUUGGAGCUGUGAAGGGGGGGGUGUGCUUCAGCUUAAGGAACAUGGAACAGGUUCUGGAUCUCCACCCAGAGGACUUUGAUGUGACGGUGGAGCCUGGUGUGACUCGGAAGGCUCUUAAUGCAUACCUGCGAGACACAGGCCUCUGGUUUCCUGUUGAUCCUGGAGCUGAUGCAUCUCUGUGUGGUAUGGCUGCCACCAGUGCAUCUGGUACUAAUGCAGUGCGUUAUGGGACUAUGAGGGAAAAUGUUAUGAACCUGGAGGUAGUGUUGGCUGAUGGGAGCAUCGUACACACUGCCGGGAAGGGCCGCCGUCCCAGGAAGACGUCAGCUGGCUAUAACUUGACAAACCUGUUUGUAGGCUCAGAGGGGACCCUGGGGAUCAUCACUAAGACCACAUUACGCCUCUAUGGUAUCCCAGAGGCCAUGGUGUCAGCGGUCUGCUCAUUUCCUUCCGUCCAGGCUGCUGUAGACAGCACAGUGCAGACACUACAAGCCGGAGUGCCCAUCGCUCGCAUCGAUCCAGAGUUUCUGGAUGAUGUGAUGAUUGAUGCGUGCAACAGGUUCAGCUCUCUGUCCUACCCCGUGACCCCAACUCUGUUCCUGGAGUUCCACGGCUCAGAACAAAGCCUCGAGGAGCAGGUCAAAACAGCCGAGGACAUCACUCAGAGUAACGGAGGGUCAGACUUUCAGUGGGCUCGAGAUACGGAAACACGGAAUCGGUUGUGGAAAGCUCGUCAUGACGCUUGGUACGCUGCUCUGGCUCUCAGACCGGGCUGCAAGGCCUACUCUACAGAUGUGUGUGUUCCUCUGUCUCGACUGCCUCAAAUUAUUGUGGAGACAAAGGAGGACCUGAUUGAGAACAGACUUACAGGUCCCAUAGCAGGCCACGUGGGCGAUGGGAAUUUCCACUGUCUGAUGGUGGUGGAUCCAAACAACCCCGAGGAGAUGCACAGAGUCCACCUGUUCACUGAGAGACUGGCUAGGCGAGCCCUGGCCAUGGAUGGUACGUGUACAGGAGAGCACGGAGUGGGUUUAGGAAAAAGGGCGCUGCUGUGCGAGGAGAUGGGACCUGUGGGCAUCCAGGUCAUGCGGAGUCUCAAGGACACCCUCGACCCAAACAGCCUGAUGAAUCCUGGGAAAAUCCUGCAGCGAGAAGAGCCAUGAGCAGCAUGUCCAUCUGAGUGAUUACAUCAUCAGAGUGAAGUUUAUGGAAGCACUUCCUGUUGAAGGAGCACAAGCGGUUUAGAUUUAACAAUCAUAUGAAAUCAUUGAAGAAGUGAUUUACAAAUUCAGUUAAAUCAAGAAAGCUACACAUGUUUUGUUUGAUUUCUCACGAAUGUUCCUACAUGCACCACAAAACCUGACUCCUUGAAAAUGAUGAGUGUUAACAAAAUCCUUUUUGCUAACUACAAAUGUGAGUUUUUAAGGAAGACCUGGUCUGUUGUUGCAGAUUAGCAUGCAUUAUGUAAAGAUUAUCUUCCACAGAUUCUUUCUUUUUGUGUCAUUAAAAUUAAUUUAUCAGAAUGUGGAAUCACUCCAAGUGUUGUUGAACCUGUUUAUUGUUUGCUGAAUACAUUUCAUUGAAACUAGACACUACAGUUUAUUAUGCUUUUGCUUUUGUAAACACUUUAGCUAACUGCCAAUGAGCAUUUUGACACGGGACUCCAUUAUUCUGUUGAUUUGCAUAGGUGUUUAAAGAGUUUCUAGAGUUCAGCGACUAUAUGUUGUAUACUUUAAAUAAAUCACAGUAUCCAAUG